AAUGGAGAAAGUGGACGUAAUGUAAAAGGCUUCGAAGUUCCUUUGCCGCUUCGUAGAUUUUUAGGCCGGCACGAAAACAUGGAAGAAUUGUUUCAGAACGGAAAUUAUCAGAGGGAGGCGAAUGCAAACAUAACAACUAUGGAAACACAAAAAGAGGAUUCAUUGCUUGAUCACAUGGAAAUCUCAAUAGUUGAGACUGAAAAGCGAGCAAAUGGAGCAUUGAAUUUAAGAGAAUUUUAUACAGUCUACCUCAUUGAGACUAAAGUUACCAAUCCAGAUUUUAAAGGUGCUCUCACCAAAGUAAGUUCUCUAUGGCGCCGAUACACAGAAUUUGAAUUGCUCCGAGCUUAUUUAGAAAUUUCUUAUCCAUAUAUUGUACUGCCUCCAUUACCAGAAAAAAAAGUUUUAUAUGCGUGGCAAAAGGUUACCACUGAUACAUUUGAUCCAGAUUUUGUUGAUAGACGUAGAGUUGGUCUUGAGAAUUUCCUAUUGAGGGUAGCCUCACAUCCUAUAUUAUCUUGUGAUGAACAUUUUAUGGGAUUUCUGCAACAAAAGGAUGGCUGGAGAGAAAGUAUAAAAGAGACCGGUUACUUGCAAGUAGUAGAAUCAAAAUUAAAAGCACUGACUGUAGCAGUGCGAUUAAGGAAACCAGACAAACGAUUUGAAACAAUAAAAAAUUAUGGAAUUGAGCUCCAGAAUAAUUUAUGUAAUCUUCUACGAGUACGUGCGCGACUUGUAGAAAAACAACAUAGUUUGUACAAAUUACAUGCAAAUUAUGGUCGUGUGUUCAGUGAAUGGAGUGCCAUAGAAAGGGAAAUGGGUGAUGGGUUACAGAAAUCGGGUCACUACUUGGAUUCAUUAGCAGCGACAAUAGAUACAACACUUGAAGAAGAAGAACUAAUAGCAGAUCAGUUAAAAGAAUGGUUGUUUGGUGCUUCUGCAUUACAAGCAGUUAUCAAACGAAGAGAAGCUUUACAAUUAGCCAAAGAUGAAGCUCAUGAUGCUUUAACCACAACAUUUGAACAAAAAGAAAAAAUUAUACAAGGUAAAUCUGGUUUAAUGUCACGAUUAUUUGCAUCCGUGGAUACAGAAGAAGUUCGUGAGUUAAAAAUAUUGCAAUUGGAACAAAGAAUUGCACAACAUGAAGAAGCUGUUAAACAAGUGGAUGAAGAUUUAAAGUCAUUCUCUAUUAAAGCAAUGAUGGACAUAGAAAGAUUUCAACGUCAGAAAGUGCUGGAUCUAAAAGAAAUUUUGGCAGCUUACUGUAUUUUACAAUUUAAACUUGCUAGAAAGGGAUUGCAAGCUUGGCAGCAUGUUAAAAGUUGUCUGGAAAGUAUGCCAUAAAAAUCUUUUCUUAUUGAAAGCUGACAUAGAACAAUAAAUGUUCCCACAUCUUUCGUGCGAUAUACAUUCCUAUAAUUGUAAGCUCACUCAUACUGUACGCUUAUUAUUACAUCAAUGUACAAGAUUGUUUCUAUUAUUUAAUGUUAGACUAGAUAAUAUUAUAUAUAUAUAC
This is a messenger RNA of Eufriesea mexicana, 1516 nucleotides long. Its product is annotated as sorting nexin-4. Lineage: Eukaryota; Metazoa; Arthropoda; Insecta; Hymenoptera; Apidae. The coding region runs from base 79 to 1344 and encodes 421 amino acids. Gene Ontology annotation, molecular function: phosphatidylinositol-3-phosphate binding. The transcript is spliced from 10 exons. The record is from RefSeq and is a predicted model, not a curated record. Gene Ontology annotation, biological process: positive regulation of autophagosome assembly; protein transport. Gene Ontology annotation, cellular component: early endosome membrane; plasma membrane; SNARE complex.